AUGUUGACCCACGACAGAGACGAAGAACUCUCUCUAUUCCUUGAAAUGCGUCGUCGCGAGAAAGAACAUAGAGGAGAUUCUCUUUUAUCAGGAUCGGAUAAUAUGAGUAUCAACGCAGCGUUGACGACUGCAGCGGCGGCGGCGCUCUCUGGUGUCUCCGAAACGGUGUCGUCUCAACGUUAUCCUCUCCGGAGAACCGCCGCCGAGAACUUUCUCUACUCGGAGAAUGAGAAAUCCGAUUACGAUUGGCUGCUAACGCCGCCUGGCACGCCGCAGUUCGAGAAAGAGUCACAUAGAAGCGUAACGAAUCAACUCGAUGCUCCCAAUUCUCGCCCCACGGUUCUUAAAUCUCGGCUAGGAAACUGCCGUGAAGAGAUGGUCUCAGGGAACAAUAACAAGCUACAAACGCCGUCGUUUGGGGGCAGCUCUUCCUCUGUAUCUACACUCAGAAGACCGUCUUCUUCAGGUAGUUCAAGGUCAACGAGCAGACCUUCCACGCCAACCAGAAGGUCUCCAACUCCAACCCCAACCCCAACCACCUCGACAACAAGGCCUGUGACCACCACCAGAGCUUCAACCUCUAGAUCCUCAACACCCACCUCACGUGCCACCUUAACUGCCGCACGUGCUACUUCCACUACUACCUCCACGGCUGGUCCACGCACCACCACCGGUUCAGCGAGAUCAGCUACUCCAACUCGGUCCGUGACUCGUCCGUCUUCUGCACCUUCUAAGAAGCCUUUAUCAAGACCAGCCACACCAACCCGCAGGCCUUCAACCCCAACCGGUCCAUCAACAGUUUCGAGUAAAGCUCCGUCUCGAGGGACUUCUCCAACUCCAACAGUGAAGUCAUCAAGGCCGUGGAAAGCCCCGGAGAUGCCUGGUUUCUCUUUAGAAGCCCCGCCGAAUCUAAGAACAACGCUAUCAGACAGACCUAUCGCAGCUUCAAGAGGAAGACCCGGAGUAGCCUCAGCACCAGGUUCAAGAUCAGGCUCCAUAGAACGUGGCAGCGUCCCAAACAGCCACGCAAGAAGGCAAUCUUGCUCCCCGUCUAGAGGCCGAGCUCCUAUCGGGAACACCAGCGGGAGCCUCCCUGGUACACGUGGGAGAGGAAAGGCAAACAACGUCAGCGAUAACUUGAGCCCAGUGGCGAUGGGGAACAAAAUGGUGGAGAGAGUUGUGAACAUGAGGAAGCUAGGUCCACCGCGGCUAACAGAGAGCAGCGGUAGAGGAACAGGGAAAGCUAACUCGGCUUUUAACAGUCUUGGCUAUGGGAGAAACCUCUCCAAGAGCUCAAUCGAUAUGGCCUUGAGACAUAUGGAUAUAAGGAGAGGCAUGACAGGAAAUCUGAGGCCGCUAGUGACGAAAGUUCCGGCAUCGGCAAUGUACAGCGUGAGAAGCCGGCCGGGGAGUGUGACGAACUCUCCGGUGGCGACGAGCAGCACGGUUAGCUCAUCGGAACCGAGUGUGGACAACAUUAAUAUUCUGUGCUUAGAUGGGAACGAAGCAGAAAACGAUGAUCUUCUCAGCGAGAGAAGCUUUUCUUCUCCACGAAACCAGUUCCCCAAGUUCACUUCUUGA
Messenger RNA from Microthlaspi erraticum, 1581 nucleotides. NCBI's taxonomy places the organism in Eukaryota, Viridiplantae, Streptophyta, Magnoliopsida, Brassicales, Brassicaceae. The record is from the annotation of a GenBank genome assembly.